AUGGCUCCUAUCACCAAGACUCUAGCCCUUGCUGGCGCUUUCUUCGCCUUGACUGGCUACUCUGCCCCCGUCGCUAAACGCGCCGUCGUUUGGGAGACCGUCACUGAUAUCGUCUGGACCACCGUCGAUGUCACCACCACCGUCUACCCCCAGGCCACUCACACUGCUACUGUCGUCCCUAUGGUCGCCAACGCCGUCCCUACCACCACCGCUGCUCCCGCUGUUGAAGCCCCUAUCAAGGAGCAGGAGAAGGCUGCGCCCACCACCACCUCCAGCACUACCACUACCGCUGCCGCUGUCCCUACUGUUGAGGCUCCUGUUAAGAAACAGGAGGCUGCGCCAACAACCACCACUGCCGCUCCCGCUCCCACCGUGGAGGCCGAGACCUCCGCUCCCGCUCCCGUCGUAGAGGCUGCGACCUCUUCCGUCGCUGCCCCUGCUGCCACCCCUGCCGCCAACACCGAGUCCACUAUCAAGAGCGCCCGCACCGGCCUCUGCUCCGAGGGCUCCCCUUGCGAUGGUGAGAUCACCUUCUACGACACCGCCACCACCACCACCAACCCCAGCUCCUGUGGCACUACCAAUGACGGUACCGUUGAGAACGUUCUCGCACUUCCCCACGGUAUCAUGGCCGACAGUGACUGCGGCAAGACCGUCACCAUCACAUACAAUGGCCAGACCGCCACCGGUAUUGUGGUCGACAAGUGCAUGGGUUGCGACAACGGCUCCGUCGAUCUGUCUCGUCACCUCUUCGGCCAGCUGGCCCCCAUGGACAAGGGCCGUGUCGAUGGUGCGAAGUGGUACAUCCACUAA
This is a messenger RNA of Penicillium samsonianum, 813 nucleotides long. RefSeq names its product RlpA-like double-psi beta-barrel domain-containing protein. The record is from RefSeq and is a predicted model, not a curated record. Lineage: Eukaryota; Fungi; Ascomycota; Eurotiomycetes; Eurotiales; Aspergillaceae. The transcript has a single exon. Bases 1 to 813 code for a protein of 270 amino acids.